GGCGACUGGCUUUGUUGGGCGAGUGUGUGGUGGUGUCCCUGUGGCUGGACAUGAUUGGUGUUUUGCAGCAUCUUCGUAUCCGCUAACAGGUCAAAAUGCAGAUCUUCGUGAAGAGCCUUACCUGCAAGACCAUUGCCCUUGAGGUGGAGCCCAGUGACACCACCGAAAAUGUGAAGGCCAAGAUCCAGGAUAAGGAAGGCAUUCUCCCCGAGCAGCAGACGCUUAUCUUUGCAGUCAAGCAGGUGGAAGAUGACCGCACUCUUUCUGACUAUGACAUCCAGAAAGAGUCGACCCUGCACCUUGUCCUGUGUCUGAGAGGUAGUAUGCAGAUCUUUGUGAAGACCCUGAUUGGCAAGACCAUCACCCUGGAAGUGGAGCUCAGUGACACCAUCAAAAAUGUGAAGGCCAAGAUCCAGGAUAAAGAAGUCACCCCCUACCCCAGCCCCGACCAGCAGAGGCUCAUCUUUGCAGGCAAGCAGCUAGAAGAUGGCCACACUCUUUCUGACUAUGACAUCCAGAAAGAGUCGACCCUGCACCUGGUCCUUCACCUGAGGAGUGGCUGUUAAUUCUCCAGUCUUGCAUUCACAGUGCCCACUGAUGGCAUUACUCUGCAGUAUAGACAUUUGCUCCAACUUAAGUUUAGAAAUUACAAGUUUCAGUAACAGCUGAACCUGUUCAAAAUGUUAAUAAAGGUUUUGUUGCAUGGUUAAA
Molecule: messenger RNA, 711 nt
Organism: Piliocolobus tephrosceles (Ugandan red Colobus)
Lineage: Eukaryota; Metazoa; Chordata; Mammalia; Primates; Cercopithecidae
Product: polyubiquitin-like
Exons: 1
Coding region: 96-566 (156 amino acids)
Molecular function (GO): protein binding
Source: RefSeq, a predicted model, not a curated record